This is a messenger RNA of Miscanthus lutarioriparius, 597 nucleotides long. The record is from the annotation of a GenBank genome assembly. Lineage: Eukaryota; Viridiplantae; Streptophyta; Magnoliopsida; Poales; Poaceae.
AUGUCCGCCGCGCUGGCAGCCGCCACCCCGCCCCGCCGCGUGGUCAUCUGCGGCGGCGGCGUGGUGGCCGCGUGCACGGCCUACUUCCUCUCCACCCACGCCGUGUCCCCCACCGUCCCGACGCUCAUCGAGGAGUGCGCCCCGGCGUGCGCCGCCUCGGGGAAAGCCGACGGCUUCCUGGCGCUCGACUGGGUUUCAUUUUCUUUUGAUUUCUUUUCACUAGCGGCAGCACCCUUUUCCCCCACGGUGAGGAGGUCCCGAAACCCUGAAACCCUAGAUCUCCUGUCUUCUUCUGAACUUUCUUUCUCUCAGCCUCACGAGCACGCGCCCGACGGCGGUACAGUGGUCCACCCGGGCCUCUUCACCAAGGCCGUCCUCGCCGCGUCGUGCGCCGAGGUCGUCAUCGGCGAGGUGGAGCGCGUCGUGGCCCGGGACGGCCGCGUCGCCGUCGUCGUGGUGAAGGGGCGCGACGCCGUGGUGGACGCCGACGCCGUCGUGCUCGCGCUUGGCCCCUGGUCUGGCCGCCUCGAGGUCGUCGCCGAGGUGUUCGACGUGUCCGGGCUCAAGCGCGACAAAGAUCGUGCUCCGCCAGCAUGA